AUGCAAAUGGCCACCAUAUUUGUGAAACACCCCGAGACUCAAAGCCAGUGCCUCUCUCAGCUGGGGGCUUUCUCAAAGCUACCAACAGAGAUUCGCCUCAUGAUAUGGGAAGCUCUUUUUCCUGAUUCAAGAAAACCACAGCCUCCUCGCAAAUAUCGCAGACCUGUGCCUCCGACUAAAAUAGCGAACAUCCUACACAGCAGCCGUUUCCUCUAUCAUGAAAUUAGAACCCUGCUUUACCGAAAUCUCGAGUUCAGAUUCAUAAUCAAUCAACGCCGGGUCAAAUUCCAGGCAACGUCCAAAACAUUGCAGAUUGACUGGAGAUUUGACAGCGCGCGGGAUAUGGACAAAUUUCACUCUACCUUCCCCUUUUCAACAAUUUCGACGCCACAUUUUGAAAUUGAAAUCCGCGGUGCAAAGUAUCCGGGGAAAGGUUCGAUCUUCACGCAAUGGGCGAUGGUCAACAAAGUUGUGGAAUUUGUGGAGAGACUACCGAUUCCUCCAUACGUCCAUGUAAGUUUCGUGAAGCAUUGGGUUGAAGACGGAUCUCCUAGAAAAGAUAUUCACCGUCUCCAACUUGAACUUGAAAGUUUGGACACAGAAUUUGAAAGCACAGAAGACACACAAGACACACAAUGGUGCCCUUUGACAGAUUAUAACGUCCUCAUCCUGCCAUUUACUACUAGUAGCCUCACCAACUGGCACUAUACCUUGCCUGCCGAGCUUCGAGCCGCAGUAUUGGAAGAUCCAGAUGCGCUCAAUCAAACAAGGCUACAUAUCUUCAAAAUGGAUAAUCCUACGAAGGUUGAUGGAUCUAACGAAGUCUACACGACAUUCGAGAUUUCAGAAACAAGCCAAAGACACUACAUCUAUGAGCCCUGCGAGACAUCACGGACCGAAGAAUGGGUAGAAAAAGUGAAAGACACCUUCGAUGAUUACGUAUAUAGUCUUGUAUACGAUCCCGAGCGAAGUGUACUUGAACCAACUCAUGACGAAAUCAUCGAGAAGCUCGACGAGACUUCUAGAUUCGUUCAUUGGAACUAUUUCUCCUGGCCCUUUUUACCCUAA
This is a messenger RNA of Penicillium manginii, 1068 nucleotides long. RefSeq lists its product as uncharacterized. The transcript has a single exon. The coding region runs from base 1 to 1068 and encodes 355 amino acids. The record is from RefSeq and is a predicted model, not a curated record. NCBI's taxonomy places the organism in Eukaryota, Fungi, Ascomycota, Eurotiomycetes, Eurotiales, Aspergillaceae.